Leptonychotes weddellii (Weddell seal) is the source of this 9192-nucleotide messenger RNA. The record is from RefSeq and is a predicted model, not a curated record. NCBI's taxonomy places the organism in Eukaryota, Metazoa, Chordata, Mammalia, Carnivora, Phocidae.
ACAGGGGAGCCCACUCACUAGCGCCUCCUGUUGUCCGCAAGGCUGCCCUGCCAUUCCUCGGCCCCCAACUCCCUCCACUCCCCCCCCAUCGCCUCCUCCUCCUCCAUCCUCCAGUUCAAAAUGGCGGCGGCGGCAGCAGCGGCGGCCGCGAUGGCUCCUCCGGGCUGCCCGGGUUCGUGCCCCAACUUCGCCGUAGUCUGCUCCUUCUUGGAGCGCUACGGGCCGCUGCUCGACCUGCCUGAGUUGCCGUUUCCCGAGCUGGAGCGGGUGCUGCAGGCGCCGCCGCCGGACGUCGGCAGUGGAGAAGUACCGAAAGAAUUGGUGGAGCUCCAUUUGAAGUUGAUGAGGAAGAUUGGCAAAUCUGUUACAGCAGACAGAUGGGAAAAAUAUUUAAUCAAGAUAUGCCAAGAGUUUAAUAGCACCUGGGCAUGGGAGAUGGAGAAGAAGGGCUAUCUUGAAAUGAGUGUUGAAUGCAAACUAGCACUCCUAAAGUACCUCUGCGAGUGUCAGUUUGAUGACAAUCUCAAAUUCAAGAACAUUAUCAAUGAGGAGGAUGCUGAUACCAUGCGUCUCCAACCAAUUGGCCGAGACAGAGAUGGCCUCAUGUACUGGUACCAAUUGGAUCAAGAUCACAAUGUCAGAAUGUACAUAGAAGAACAGGAUGAUCAAGAUGGCUCUUCAUGGAAAUGCAUUGUCAGAAAUCGAAACGAGUUGGCUGAGACUCUUGCCCUCCUGAAAGCACAGAUUGAUCCUGUGCUACUGAAAAACUCUAGCCAACAGGACAACUCUUCCCGGGGAAGUCCCAGCUUAGAGGAUGAGGAGACUAAAAAGGAGGAAGAAGCACCUAAACAAGAGGAACAGAAGGAAAAUGAAAAGAUGAAAAGUGAAGAGCAGCCAGUAGAUUCAGAAAACUGUUCUACACCCAGUGCUCUGGAAGAGGCUACUGUGAAAAUAGAAAAAGAAGAUGAAAAGGAACUUGUCAAACUGCCAGUCAUAGUCAAGCUAGAAAAACCUUUGCCAGAAAGUGAGGAAAAAAGGAUUAUCAAAGAAGAAAGUGAUUCCUUCAAGGAAAAUGUCAAACCCACUAAAGUUGAAGUAAAGGAAUUUAGGGCAGAUCCUAAAGAUAUCAAAGGUAGCAUGGAGAAGCUAGAGACAGAGAGGCUGGAGUUUGGUGGCAAUGUUCGAUCUUCUCAAGAAAUCACUGAGAAGUCUACGGAAGAAACCGAGAAAAUUAAAAAUGAUCAGCAGGCGAAGAUACCACUAAAAAAACGAGAAAUUAAACUGAGUGAUGAUUUUGACAGUCCAAUCAAAGGACCUUUGUGUAAAUCAGUUACUCCAACAAAAGAGUUUUUGAAAGAUGAAAUAAAACAAGAGGAAGAGACUUGUAAAAGGAUCUCUACAAUCACUAUUUUGGGUCAUGAAGGGAAACAACUGGUAAAUGGAGAAGUUAGUGAUGAAAAGGUAACUGCAAAUUUUAAGACAGAACAAAUGGAGACAAGGUUUUAUGAUACAAAAGAAGAUAGCUGUAGCCCCUCUAAAGACAGAAGUGUCAUCGUGGAGGGAAAUGGAGCAGAGUCCUUAAAUUCUGUCAUAACGAAUAUGAAAAUAGGUGAUCUUGAGAAGGAAGUGGUCCCUACAGGGAAAGAUGCAGAUAGUUCAGUAUCAGUCUUAGAGUCCCAAAAUCAAAAAGGGCAAUUAGAGGAGACUGAUCCUCCAGAAAUGGAAAUCUCUCUUGAGACUUCUGAGAUGGCAAAGGAUCUCUCUUUGAAAACUGCUUUAUCUGCCACUGAAUCUUGUACCCUGAAAGUUGACGAGAAGUCUCCCAAAAGUAAAAAGGAUAAGCGCACACCAGUCCUAGAAUGUCUUGAAAAGUUAGAGAAGUCCAAAAAGACUUUUCUUGAUAAGGACACACAAAGAUUGAGUCCAAUACCAGAGGAGGUUCCAAAGUAUACUCUAGAAUCAGUAAAGCUAGUCUCUCCUGAGGCAGCUGAAACCUCAGCACCAUCUAACAUGACGGACGACUGUGAGAAAUUAGCCUCAGAAAAGGAAGUGGUGGAAUGUCAGAGCACAAGUUCCACUGAAAGUCAGCCCCUAGAAAAAACAGACCCAGAAAUUCUACAAAAGGAUUCCGAAUCCACCAAGGUAGAAACAGAUCAUCUGGACAAUGCCCAGACCUCUGGCACAGAGGAUCAUUCUGAGACAAAGGGUUCUACGCAAAAAAGCAAAUUUAAAUAUAAGCUGGUUCCUGAAGAAGAAACCACUGCCUCAGAAAACACAGAGAUAACCUCUGAAAGGCAGAAAGAGGGCAUCAAAUUAACAAUUAGGAUAUCCAGUCGGAAGAAGAAGCCAGAUUCUCCUCCCCAAGUUCCAGAACUAGAAACGAAGCAAGAGAAGACAGAAAAGGAAGAAGAGAAAACAAACGUAGGUCGUACUUUAAGGAGGUCUCCAAGAAUAUCUAGACCCACAGCAAAAGUGGCUGAGAUCAGAGAUCAGAAAGCUGAUAAAAAAAGAGGGGAAGGAGAAGAUGAAGUGGAUGAAGAGUCAGCAGCUUUGCAGAAAGCAGACAAAAAAGAAAAUCUGAAAAAAACGGAGAAGGAUACAAAUUCUAAAGUAAGCAAGGUAAAACCCAAAGGCAAAGUUCGAUGGACUGGUUCUCGAACACGUGGCAGGUGGAAAUAUUCCAGCAAUGAUGAAAGUGAAGGGUCGGACAGUGAAAAAUCAUCUGCAGCUUCAGAGGAAGAGGAAGAAAAGGAAAGUGAAGAAGCCAUCCUAGCAGAUGAUGAUGAACCAUGCAAAAAAUGUGGCCUUCCAAACCAUCCUGAGCUAUUUCAGAAACUACUGUGUGAGAAAUUAGAAGAACAAUUGCAGGAUUUGGAUGUUGCCUUAAAGAAGAAGGAACGUGCUGAACGCAGGAAAGAACGUUUGGUGUAUGUGGGUAUCAGUAUCGAAAACAUCAUUCCUCCACAAGAGCCAGAUUUUUCUGAAGAUCAUGAAGAAAAGAAAAAAGAUUCAAAAAAAUCCAAAGCAAACUUACUUGAAAGGAGGUCAACAAGAACACGGAAAUGUAUAAGUUAUAGAUUUGAUGAAUUUGAUGAAGCAAUCGAUGAAGCUAUAGAAGAUGAUAUCAAAGAAGCUGAUGGAGGAGGAGCCGGCCGAGGGAAAGAUAUCUCCACCAUCACAGGUCACCGUGGGAAAGACAUCUCUACUAUUUUGGAUGAAGAAAGAAAAGAAAAUAAACGACCCCAGAGGGCAGCUGCUGCACGUCGGAAGAAACGCCGGCGACUGAAUGAUCUGGACAGUGAUAGCAACCUGGACGAAGAAGAGAGUGAGGAUGAAUUCAAGAUCAGCGACGGAUCUCAAGAUGAGUUUGUUGUAUCUGAUGAAAACCCAGAUGAAAGUGAAGAAGACCCACCAUCUAAUGAUGACAGCGACACUGAUUUCUGUAGCCGGAGACUGAGGCGACAUCCCUCCCGGCCAAUGAGGCAAAGCAGGCGUUUGCGGAGAAAGACCCCAAAGAAAAAGUACUCUGAUGAUGAUGAAGAGGAGGAGUCUGAGGAGAAUAGUAGAGACUCUGAAAGUGAUUUUAGCGAUGAUUUUAGUGAUGAUUUUGUAGAAACUCGGCGGAGGCGGUCAAGGAGGAACCAGAAAAGACAAAUUAACUACAAAGAAGAUUCCGAAAGUGAUGGUUCCCAGAAGAGUUUACGACGUGGGAAAGAAAUCAGACGAGUUCACAAGCGCAGGCUUUCUAGCUCAGAGAGUGAAGAGAGCUAUAUGUCCAAGAACUCUGAAGAUGAUGAGCUAGCUAAAGAAUCAAGGCGGUCAGUUCGAAAGCGGGGUCGAAGCACAGAUGAGUAUUCAGAAGCAGAUGAGGAAGAAGAAGGCAGACCAUCUCGAAAACGGCUACACCGGAUCGAGACAGACGAGGAGGAGAGUUGUGACAAUGCUCAUGGAGAUGCAGAUCAGUCUGCCCAUGACAGCCAGCCCAGGGUCCUGCCCUCAGAACAGGAGAGCACCAAGAAGCCCUAUCGGAUAGACAGCGAUGAGGAAGAGGACUUUGAAAAUGUAGGCAAGGUGGGGAGCCCUUUGGACUAUAGCUUAGUGGACUUGCCUUCCACCAAUGGACAGAGUCCUGGCAAAGCCAUUGAGAACUUGAUUGGCAAGCCAGCUGAGAAGCCUCAGACCCCCAAGGACAACAGCACAGCCAGUGCGAGCCUGGCCCCCAAUGGGACAAAUGGUGGGCAGGAGGCAGGGGCACCAGAAGAGGAGGAAGAUGAGCUUUUAAGAGUGACUGACCUUGUUGAUUAUGUCUGUAACAGUGAACAGUUAUAAGACUUUUUUUCCAUUUUUGUGCUAAUUUAUUCCACGGUAGCUCUCACACCAGCGGGCCAGUUAUUAAAAGCUGUUUUAUUUUUCCUAGAAAACUCCACUACAGAAUGACUUUUUAGAAGAAAAAUUUCAACAAACCCUGAAGUCUUUCUGUGAAGUGACCAGUUUUGAACUUUGAAGAUAAAUAAUUGCUGUAAAUUCCUUUUGAUUUUCUUUUUCCAAGUUCAUGGUCCUUGGCAAUUUCAUUCAUGGAAAAAAAUCUUAUUAUAAUAACAACAAAGAUUUGUAUAUUUUUGACUUUAUAUUUCCUGAGCUCUCCUGACUUUGUGCAAAAGGGUGGAUAAGAAUGCAUUCCGAAUCUGUGCGGGCCCAAAACAGAAUUAGGGGUGGGAGAAAGCACUUGUGCUUUAGCUUUUUCAUAUUAAAUAUAUAUUAUAUUUAAACAUUCAUGGCAUAGAUGAUGAUGAACAGACUGUUUAAAAGUUCCAGUCUGUAUUGUUGCAGUUUGAGAACUGUAGAUGACAUCGUACAUAAGUCAUUCAGUAACAGCAUUCAUGAUAUCAACUUGUUUACUAUUGGAGUUAACCACACUUAAUAAAGAAGAGAUGGAGAAAGCACCAUCAUUAAAAACUCUAACCUGAGUUUCUGUUAUAGCGGAGUUUCUUAUUUAAAAAAAAAAAAUCAUCUGAAGAACAUUUGUACAGUAAAAUGUAUAAUGAAGCUUUGACAACCAGAUUGUGCUAGCAGCAAAUUUUUUUAAGCAGCUUUAUGCAGUGGUGAUGAGGUGGCCUCUAAUAUCCUAUCCAUGAGAGUUAUUAGUGAAAUAAGUGUGGUCUUUCUUUAGGCCCAGGUGGACUGUAAACUUUGCAGAUAGUGUAACUCUUGUCUUCUGGCCACUUAAUAUUUAAAUAUCUGAAAUAUCCCAUUUUGAAAGAAAUACAUCUAUACAUAACAUACAUGAAGAGAUGCUAAGCUGACAGCAGUAUUUUAGCACAUUUGAUGACGGGGAAAGGAUUUUCAGGUGAAUUUUAACUGGUCUAUUCUUGCCCUUAGUAUCUACUUCAAAUUGAAGUCUACAAACAAAGCAGUUCCUUUGGGAGGUUUUUAGUUUGAGUUUUAGCAUGUAUGUGUGUGUAUACGUGUGUGUGUAUGUGUGUGCGUUGGAAUUUCCUAUCUGCCUGGAUAUAUUAGCAGGGUUUGAAUGUAGUUUUGGCCUUUGGCCAUUAGACUUCUAUUAAAAUUCAUUAAUAGUCACACGACCAACCUAGAGUUGAUUGAGAACCGCCAAUAUGCUUAAUGGGCAUGACAUCCAUUUCAAACAUCUCAACACUUCAGUGAAAGAUAAGCCCUUUGUUUCAAGAAAAAGGGGUUUAUAACUAAAUAUCUAACAUGUAAUUGACACUAAAAUAUGAACUUUGUCUUAUUUAGUUACUGUUACAGCUGUAAAAUUUCAGGCAGAGCCAUAAAUAACAUUGUAUAAAGUGUAGCACUUGUGAUUAAACCUUGCCUGUCAAAUUCUGAAACCUUCAGCCAUUACUUCUGUGAAUACUUUUGCCCUGGGAUUUGGGUUUUUCUGUUCCGGUGUUGUGUCUGUUGCCGGCAACGGACACACCAUAUCUGCUGCUGGCCCAAGGAACUUUGUUAAUUUUUCUUUCCAAAUUAAGCAUUAUAUGUGCUAGUCAGUGUAUAGUAAAGCACUUCUCUUUUUUAUGAUUAAAAAGCUGGCAUUAGACUUGCAUUAUAAAUACCUCUCUAGAAACUUUAUACUCCUUCUUUUCCUUCCUCAACGGGUGUUGCCCUUAAAUCUUAUCUUUCGGCCUUGAAAGUUUAUAGCUGUUGUUUUUCAUUUGUUGGUUCUUUUGUUUGUUUUGUUUCACUUUAGUUGUGUAGUACCUGCCCAUUAAUAUUUUUGCUUUGAUUCUAGCAAUGUAUAUGUAUCUGUAUAAAAAAUAAAAUAAUGAAAGCAGCCUAAAAAUAGGAUGCACCAAUAGCAUGUGGUUCCAAGCAAGUUGUGAUUUUUAUUUUGAGACAAUGUUCCACUGGAAGGGAGGGAAGGGCUUACACUUACAGACAGUAGAGCAGGGUUACGUAAGGACCAUAUUCACGUACCAAGCCACCUUUCUAGCCAGAUUUGUUCACUUGUUUGAAAGUCAGGUAAGAAUGUUAGCGAGCCUUUUUAACUGUCUUAACAGGCAGGCAACAGAAGGAUUCCUACUAGUGCAAGGUAAGUGUUUAGAACGUGCGGGCGGCCUCCCCUGCCCCCCCGUUGUUCCUCUAGAUUUUAGUCCUGCAGCUGGGUAAAGCCACUACGGUGUAGAAACUCCCACGUACGCUGUCUCUACCUCUGGACACACCACCUCCUGCUUCCACCACUCUAUAGUUAAGCAAGUGGUAAGACGUAUCCAAUGGGGUAGAUUAUUUAUUUUACAGGAUGCCUAAUGUGAAAUAAAGGAGUUCUUUUUACCCUUCUCCUACAGAGAGCAAAAGGUCAUUGUUACCAUAGUAAAGACUGAGUAUUCAAGUUAGCAUAGGUCCCACUGACAUGGGUUAUGAUACCACUUUUGCUGCCUAUUAAUUUACCGAACUUGAAUUAAGUAUUUGUGAACUUGAUAGUGAAUGUCUGCCUUCUAACCUUACAUUCUGAUUAAGCCAAUUAACUGUUUCAUCUACAAAGAGUGCAAUCCAAGCAGCUGAACUUAAAAAUUACUAUGCAGACAGGUUAAUUAUGGGCAGUUAAAUGUUGGACAGUGCAAAACCAAUUCUGCUGCUUGGUGAUUAGAUUUAGUCCCUCAUAAAGUCUUAACGUUCACUGAAAUAUUAACUGAUCAUGCUUUGAAGAAAUUUUUAAAAAUGUAGGAAAAAGUAAAUGGUCCUGUAUCCAAAGAUAUAAUUCAGUCAUUAGGAACUGGACAGAGUAUAGGAAAGCAGCAGCUCAUCUAGAGUUUAGAACACCUUGGAUCCUUAGAGUACUAACCAUGGAUUUAGAUGCAUCCGUAGCUGCCGUAUAAUACAGUCCUUUAAUACUUUAAACCUUUUUUGAAAUACAGGUGGACUCCCAAUGUCCCACUAACAGUCUAGCACAUGUAUUAAGGGGAGAUGUAGUUUAGUGCACAGAAUAUUUAGUUUGCAAUUUCUGUAUAAGUUUGAAAACUAGCCAAAUGUUCACAAAGCAGAAGCUUUGAAUUAAAAUAUAUGAAAGGAACUCAGACUGAAAAUACACAUUUUGGUUUUGUAGACUUGUGUCAAUGAAAUAGGGUGUCGUGUAAAACAUUUUCCGUUGUUGGCACGUUAUUAGAUAAUGAUGGCAGAGAGCUUUUCAAGAGUUUACCUGAUACAGUGAGGUUGGAUUUCCUUGACACAUCUUUUUCCAGUUGGUCAAGGUUGCAGAUGCAGAGAAUACAGAGGAGUUUCAUUUAGAAUAAAUUCAUGUCUAUUGAUAGUCUUUUUUUUUUUUUUUUAAGACCUGCCAAAGAACCAAGGACUGAAUGCUAAAGAAGUUGUUGAAAAAAACAUUUUUAAACAAAUUUUAAAAGGAUAUUACAAACUCCAGUUUUCACUUUUUGGUUGCUAGAGCCCAUCCCAUAGUAUGCAUCUAAGCAAAGUAUAUAUACUAAGACAAAUGUAGGAGUGUACUUGUUUAGAGGUAAAAUGGUGAGAAAAUGUUACCAGUUUUUAAAUGGGUUUGAUAGAAUUUACUUUGUCACAAAGAAUGCCUUUUUAGCUUAUGUUUGUGGCGAUGAGAGAUGUUAACCAUGCGCUAGUUCUACCAUAUGACUGGAAGGAACCCAGGGAAUCUGUAAGUUGAAUACUCAGAAAAAGUUGUGAACUCUGCCCUUCACCAACACAGUGAAACAAGUCCGUGAUUGCCUCACAGCUAUAGAACAAGUAUUCAAAGACCCAGAUCUUUUUUAAAAAAUAGAACAUGCAUAUAUGUAUGUAUAUAUAUGUUAGUAUGUGUAUACAUACUUUAGAUGUUAGCAGAAAUUAAGAAUGAAUCCUUUGAAAUCAUUAAUUGACAUUGUAAAAAGACAUAAGACAAUUGUGACUGAUGUGAAAUUACGAACAUUUAAUUACAGAAAGUCCAGAGAAAAAUAGUGAAGUUCCUCUUCUUGGUUUGAUAUUCUAAGAAAAUAUUCCUGGUUCUCUAAGAAGUAAGAAUGCCAAGACUGCUUAUCUGCUAUAGUCUACCUAGUCCUCUGCUUAAUAUUGUUAUUAAACCCUCUUAGAAUAAAAUCCAUUCCUAUUUUAUCCACCAUUCCCAGUGUGUACCUGUAAACCUACUUUGCAAGUGGCAGUUCAGCUGCUGAUUUUCUUGUUUUUAUACCAAUCCCAGAAGACAAGGCCCUUUGCUAUCAGUGUAUUUAAACUGGGUUAUUGUGUUAUGUGUACACUUAAUAAGUUGUUUUCAAGAUAUUUCACUUCAACUUAAAUUAUCAUUUAUCAUUUUUUGAGUGCCAAGAAUUGUUAAGUAACUAACAUACAUUGAAGAAGAGUCAUUCCCCAGCAAGCAAGCAGUCUUCAUAAGCCAAACUGUAGGGUGCUUGGUAUAUAACCACUUUAUAGAUUAUCCACUCGAUACUUCUUUUAUUCACAUAAACCCUCUCAGAAAUUGAUUAGGACUCCAUUAGUGGAUUUUUUUCCCCUGAUUUUGGUCAUGUGAGCGCAAUUUUUUUUUUCAUUUUAUAUUUAUAUGAUUUCAUUCUGGGAAAUGCUGCAAACCCAAUUCUGGCACAUUGUGAUUUCAGUUAAUGAAAAUGUUAUUUUUAUUUUAAUAACUUUUUAAGAUAUAGCCUAUGCAUAAGUUAUAUGAGAGGGCAUAACAAAUUAUUAGAUGAAUAGAAAUUUAUUAAUUAAACUCCUUAGACA